Podarcis raffonei (Aeolian wall lizard) is the source of this 5044-nucleotide messenger RNA. It is a transcript of the gene IL1RAPL2, whose product is annotated as interleukin 1 receptor accessory protein like 2. Lineage: Eukaryota; Metazoa; Chordata; Lepidosauria; Squamata; Lacertidae. The transcript is spliced from 11 exons. Bases 433 to 2496 code for a protein of 687 amino acids. The record is from RefSeq and is a predicted model, not a curated record. Gene Ontology annotation, biological process: signal transduction.
UGAGUUCUGCUGGAUUGACAGAUGCCCAGGGAAGGUGAAGCAAGUUUCCUUCUACCCGUGGAUGUGUCGUCAAGCCAAUCGCGUGACCAGAGCCUGUUCAGGUGAAGGGAGAAGGCAAGGCAAAAAAAGGAGGACUCCGCGUGGUUUCAGAGGCACUUCUGGGGUUUGCUGAGUCCGGAGGUGUCUCCUUUCCUUUCCACGGCUAGCUCGAGCCACUGAAGAAGGGGGAACAACAACAACACGCUGCUUCAACCCAGAGAGGACUCUUCUCUCUCUCUCCUGGCAUGCUAGGGAUGUGAGCCUGUGUUUCCUUAGGGAGCGGGGACAUCCGGAUACUACUUCUAGUGGAUUGUUGCAAAGAGUACGGGGAUGGAGCGCCACUACCUGUGAGGUCCCCGCUGUGUGGGUUGUAGCUGCCAAAGGGACUCCAAGAUGAAGCCGUCCAUCUUCUUGUUCCUUGUGAGUUGCAGUGUAUUCAGCGCUGAUGUGAAGCUGGUGUCGAAGAGAAAUUCAGUGGAUGGUUGCAUCGACUGGUUAGUGGAUCUCAAGAAAUACAUGGCUUUGGCAGGUGAGCCCGUUCGAGUGAAAUGCGCCCUUUUCUACAGCUACAUCAGAACCAACUACAGCAUGGCUCAAAGCACAGGCCUUCGUCUUAUGUGGUACAAAAACAAAGGAGACUUGGAAGAACCCAUUAUCUUCUCUGAAGUCAGAAUGAGCAAAGACGAAGACUCCAUAUGGUUUCAUGCAGCAGAGGUUCAAGACAGUGGUUUCUACACCUGCGUGCUAAGAAAUUCAACGUAUUGCAUGAAGGUGUCGAUGUCCUUGACAGUUGCAGAAAAUGAAUCUGGGCUUUGCUACAACAGCACAAUUCGCUACUUAGAAAAAUCAGAAAUCACUAGAACAAAGAUAAUUUCCUGCCCAGAUAUUGAGGAUUAUAAAACAGGAAACCAAGAACCAGAUGUAAUAUGGUACAAGGAGUGUAAGCCAAAAAUGUGGAGAAAUCUAGUAGUUCAGAAAGAGAACACUCUACUAAUACAAGAUGUUCAGGAAGAAGAUGGUGGGAAUUAUACUUGUGAGCUAAAAUUUGAAGGAAAGCUGAUACGACGAACAACUGAGUUCAAAGUUACAGCCUUAGUCACUAAGAGGCCUCCUCAGCCUAUGUACCCUAUGGAGAACCAGACGAGCAUGAUAGAUGUCCAGCUGGGUCAACCACUAACAGUUGCCUGCAAAGCAUUUUUUGGGUUCAGCGGAGAGUCUGGUCCAAUGAUCUACUGGACACGAGGAGAGAGAUUUAUUGAAGAGCUCGAAAAUCACAUUAAAGAAGGGGAAAUCAGGCUUCUCAAAGAGCAUCUUGGAGAAAAAAUAGUGGAGUUGGCAUUAAUCUUUGACGUUGUGAAGGAGCCAGAUCUGGCCAAUUAUACAUGCCACGUAGAAAACAGAAAUGGACGGAAACGUGCAAGCAUCAUUCUGCGUAAAAGAGAUCUGAUAUCAAAAAUCGAACUUGCCGGAGGUUUGGGAGCCAUCCUUCUCGUGCUGGUUUUACUUAUAACGAUCUACAAAUGCUACAACAUAGAGCUGAUGCUAUGUUACAGACAGAUGUUUGGAGGUGAUGAAGCAAUGGAUGACAACAAGGAAUACGAUGCCUAUCUCUCUUACACAAAAGUGGAUCCAGACACACUGGACUGCGACAACAGUGAAGAGGAACAAUUCGCCCUUGAAAUCUUGCCAGAUGUUCUGGAGAAGCAUUAUGGUUACAAACUCUUCAUUCCGGACAGGGACCUGAUCCCUACUGGGACAUACCUUGACGAUCUCUCCAGAUGCAUAGAACAAAGCCGAAGACUCAUUAUCAUCCUAACUCCAGAUUACGUUCUCAGGAGAGGGUGGAGUAUUUUUGAGAUGGAAAACAGACUGCAUAACAUGCUUGUCAGUGGAGAUAUCAAAGUGAUUUUCAUUGAAUGCCCUGAAUUAAAAAGCAAAGUGAAUUACCAGGAAGUGGAAUCUUUAAAGCACACUAUUAAACUUUCCUCAGUCAUCAAGUGGAAUGGCCCAAAAAGCAACAAACUGAAUUCAAAGUUUUGGAAGACCUUGCUCUAUGAAAUGCCUGCAAAAAAAAAAGAGGUUUUAUCUCGGCGCCAGGUCCUAGAUUCUGCUGAACAGGGACUCUUUGGGGAUCUUCAGGCAGUGCCUUCCAUUGCUGUGACGGACACCUCUGCUUCCUUGGUUGCCUCUCAGGCCGACUUGACCGAUUACCAACAACCGGAUCCAGUGCAAACCAGACAUUACUGCAGAGGAUAUGAGUAUGACAUGCAGUCUGCAACCUUGCCGUUAGCCGCCAUAAGCAGUAAUCACCACACUUACUGUAACAUACCCCUGACGCUAUUCAAUGGACAGCUGCCUCUUAAUAGCAGCAUGAAAGAAACACAGGAAUUCCAUAGGAACAACCCCCUGCUACCAUUGUCAACAAGGGAGCUUAGCUUCACCAGCGAUAUAUGGUAGCAAAGAUAUAAGCAUUUUGAAACUGAUUUAUUGAGCAUCAGUGAGACAAAUUAUUAAAAGGACCUUGAACCCAUAUAACAUCAGGUGCCAAAAUAUUUUGCCAAGUCACAAGUAACACACUUUUUGUACUUGAACCUCUUUGUUUACAUUUCAAAAAUUAUUAGCAAGUGGUGGAGGAACCUACUUUUGUAGUUCACAAAUAAGUUCAUAUCUUUUAAUGUACAGUUUUAAUGCUUCUUUAUAUGAAAUAUAUAUAUAUAUGAGGGCAUUGGAGAGUAUUUUGAAGUAGAGUUUACAGCCUGACAAUGGAGUGACAUUUAAGGCUAUAUGUGAUAGUCUGUAUUUAUAUAUUAGUAAUUCAGAGAUAUAAAUGGAUUUUUUUUUAAUAGAAAGAGCAUAGGUAGGUAAGAACAACAACACAGUUUGAAAAUUUGAAACAUAACAAGCUACAAUGAAUUAUUGUAUUUUCAAAUCAUGCCUGGAGGACACAUUCCUGUAAAGGAAAUAUUUUAGGACAUCUUUCUUAUAAGAUAAUCACCAAUACGUUUUGGAAGGUGGUCCAGGUGAAUGAACAUUUGCAGGUGAUAGCCUCUAGUUUUCAUUCAGCAAAUCCUACGCUUGGAGAACACUUUGUCCACUUCACUUCCUCCAUCAUUUCAUCCUCAAGAUAUUUCUCGAUUCAACUGAGUGGAUGCCAUUGUGUUUUUCUUAAAGAAAUUAGGACAUUUAACAACAGUUUUGUUUCUGUAGGGUUUUCUUCUUUUAAACUUGUUUAAACUGGCUUUGCAGGUUUUUAAGAACUUUCUCCCUUUUGCAUUUUAUGUACCAAUGGUAUUGUCUUGUUAACCAGCUGCCGAUUGGAACAUUUCUUAGACUUCUUGACCUUGUAAAAUUUGUAUUAAUGGUAAUGUAAGUUUUGCACAGGAAUAUUAUUAUUCCCCCCUCCCUCUGUUUUCCAGAUUUAAAGGUGUAACAGCUUACAAAUUGACAUUUGACAGAGAAUGUCAGCAAUAGAAAGGAAAAAAUACAGCAAUACUCACAAACAAAAGUGCUGCAUUGUUCGGGUUACCAGUGGUAUAACUUCAGUCAUAUUGAUAAUCAUCUAAAACAGAAGGAGAAUUUGCAUCCCUUGGGUACAACCCUGUAAAAGAUUCGUUCUGAGCAAGUCCCAUUGCAUUGCUUUCAGUGGGCUACUUAGGAUCAGUGAUGGCUGGUGCCCAUUGUGAUUGUUGGGGUGGAAGAAAAGAAGAUGGAUAGCAGGUGAAACCAGAGCCAGUGACUGGCCACCUCCUGACUGGGUGCCUGUAAAAAGGCAGGCAGGCAGGCAGGUGCUAGCUGAGGGCCGGCAGGUUGGUGAGGCAAUGCCCCUUUUGCCCCAAUGGACCAGUUACCACUGGUUCUUUUUUUACAAGAGCAACGUGGUUGCUGUUCCAUUGUGGCUCCAUCCCAUGCCACUUCAAUAAUGUUAUGAGGAGUUUCAUCACAGGGGAAGGACCGACAAUGUGGCCGCAUCCUGCAACGGUAUCGCCUGUUCUCGGCAGUGUGCAGACUCAGAGUGUCCUCAUGCUAGGAACCCUGUGGCCUGUCCUUAGGAGUGGGUGGAGCUGAUAGUUUCAGUUUCUCUCAGCUUCAGAUUUUUCCAGUCAUAAGUUCAGUUCUCCACACUUUUACACGUUUCUUUUUUAAAUCUUCCUGAAAACCCAUCAGCUGCUUAGUGCAAUUUUGCAUUAAUAUACACAUUUUUGCAGAACACCCCGCCGCCGCUCCCACCGCCAAUAUGUAUGCUUCUCCUUUUUGUAUCUUAUUUCAUUAAUAUAUGUGUUUCUACCCACAUUUUAUCCUGGUAUGUGUGUUUUUGUACAAAUCAAAUCUUGGCUGGAAAACUGCAUUGCAAAACACAAGAGAAGUGCCCAUUUCAAAGGAUAGUAGUGUAUUAGGUUCACAUAUUGUUUCAGAAAGUGCGAAUUAGGUUGGUUCACCUGUAAAUACAAACUGAAUAAACUUUUGUCCCCCAUUCCUACCUGUCCCACGUGAUUUCUCCCACUCUCACAAGAUAGGCUCUAGAGGGCAGUGAUACUAAGUAUUCCAAGACUGGAUAACUUCCCCCAACACCACCUGGCUUUGCACUGAGCACUUAAGAAUCUCAGAGCUGGCAUGAGAGAAUUAUCCAUCUCUCUUCACUUCUGGUUAUCCGAGUUAACAUGUUGCCCAACCAAAGACUGCACACCUUUUUCUUUUUCUUUUAAUUUGGCCCUUGUAAACCACUAGUUUGUCCCUGUUUCCUGCCACUGUGGGAUGUCUUGUUCCAAUAAGCUCGUGUGAGUCACUAACAUGAUCACUCUUGAGGAUUUAGAAGUUCUCUAGAAGUUCAGCCUUUAAAUGAGUGCUUGUGGUGGGGGUACCCUGAUUCUAGCCUGCAUGCAAAGAAAUACAUAUGUAUUUCUAAUACAUACUAAGGCAUAGUUACCUCAGCAGAGUAUGUGCUGCAGCAGCGGAGGUAUGUUUUGAAUUGUUGAUAUAACAUAUUUAGUAUAGGAUGUUGGGUAGG